Messenger RNA from Quercus robur (English oak), 5414 nucleotides. RefSeq names its product UDP-glucose iridoid glucosyltransferase-like. The transcript has 2 exons. Bases 3871 to 5238 code for a protein of 455 amino acids. The record is from RefSeq and is a predicted model, not a curated record. NCBI's taxonomy places the organism in Eukaryota, Viridiplantae, Streptophyta, Magnoliopsida, Fagales, Fagaceae. Gene Ontology annotation, molecular function: UDP-glycosyltransferase activity.
UUGGAUUGCACAAGCAAUACAUGUGCAUGUUUCCAUUGGCUUUUUCUUUAUAUAAUUAAUAAAGCACUCUUAGCUCAAACUUUAUUACUGCUUGGUAGCCAUUGAUCUGUCAAGAGCUUUAUAGCCCAAAUGACAUUUCUUUGUACUUUUAAUGGAAACAUCAAAAGUUCAAAUCACUCUGAGCCCUAUUGUAACUAUCAAAUUAUAAAUAAAUAAAUAGAGAUCAAUCCCACAUUGUUAGAUUAAUUAAAACAUCAUCUCAUUUUUCUCUUUUCCCACCCAACUAUAAAAUAAAGGAUUUAUUAUAGUGACUGUUGUGACAACACACAUUCACCUUAGUAUGAAGAUUUUAUGGUUAGAGUGGAUUUGCUACACUUUCUUUUUGAAGUGGGGCUUCAAUUUCCAAACUCUAUCCUAAUAUUUCCUAAAGCUUUUUAUCAAUGUUGCUACUGAACUGAUAUAACAUCUGCAAAAAGUAUUCCACUAUAAUUUGCUACACUUAAGCUGAACUUAUUCUAUUGCUAGUUCUGUCGUUUACUAAUUUUGAACUAAAAUGUAUUGCUAGUGUAUUACAUGUGACAUAGUUUUACCUAUAACAGAGGUCCUCAGUUUGUCUAAUAUGUUAGAUUGUUUAAUGCAUGCAUAUAAGCUAUAUAUAUAUAUAUAUAUGUAUAUAUUUUAACCGUUCUUCUAUUAUUCUAAAAUAUUUAUUACAUAAGACCUUUUUAUUUUUAUUUUUUUUAUGUCUAAGAUUAAGUUCAUCCGGUACAUACUAAGAAAAAGAAAUUCUUUAUAUUUGCAUUUAGCUACUUUCCAUUGCUUCAAUAUAAACAUGACCCCCUCUUCAAGUGUAGCUCUUCUUCCCUCUGGAUAGUUCCACAAUUCUGAUAUUAUUUACCGCCCACUAGGAUUGUAUUCAUUUAUCUCCAUUAAAGCUGCUGUCACAGCAUUGUAAACUUCAUCACCCAAUUCUUUCCUCCGAUCAUUCAAUUUCUCAUGUUCUUCAUCCAUAACUUGCUGAUGGUUCCCAACAACUGUAAUAACUUUCAAAGGAUGCCAGUCAGGGUCCUUUAGAUAUUCCUCCCACAAUGAGCAUAGCUCUGAAGCUCUGUCUUCUGCUUCUUCCUCAUUAUACUUUCUUCGCAUUGCUUCAUGGAAUGGUUUACUGUCAAGUUCUCCCACUCUCUUAACGCCAAUAUGAGCACGGCUAGCUAAGUCUUUCAGGUCAUUAACUAAUUCAUUUUGAGCUUCUUGCAGCUCAUCAUUGCUCUUGCGCUCCUUCACUAUUAAUGUUUGGUUCAAAGCUUCUAAAUCUUCAAGUUCUCCUUUUUCUCGCACGGUAUAGUUUUUCUCAUACUGUAGCUUUUUGGAACUACUAAUAAAAAAAGUGAAUUCAUUCUAAUUGUUAAAAUUUUCUUCUCAAAGUCUUGUGUAUCACUCUUCUUCAUAGAGGAGGCGAGUUCUCCAUGACCCACAGUCCUUUGUUUGUAAGCUGCAAUGGAACACCAUCUCCUUUUUGGUUGUGUCACCACUUCCAGUUUCUGCACCCUUUCUAGAACUGAUUUUUACCUUUAACAUAAUUGUUCUUGUUUAUUGAUUCCAUUAAAACCAGGAGUGUUGGUGAUUUAAAUCCAAUCAAUUGUUUUAGUAAAUUUUGUGCCACCAAAAGAAAUUUAACAUAGAAGAUACCUCAGGCCCCUAGGCUAUACUAUAUGAUGAGAAUUAGUAUACUAAUAAUACUAAGGCUUACUCACCAGCUCCAAAACAGAAUCUUGCAUCAUAAUAACGAGUAUAGUACUAUUCAAAUAAUAUUAUCAGUUUAUCUUCCAUGCAUAGAAUAUCCCUAUAGUUUCCAUGAUGAGAAUGACACUUUUUUCUCUAUCAAUUUAAUUUAUGAAUGAUCAGCAUUUUGGUCAUGGGUUUAGUGAGAUGUUAUAAUUAUUAAAACCAAUUGGCACUAGGCACCGUUAAAGACCUCUCUCUCUCUCUCUCUCUCUCAUGUCUAAUCCAAAUUAAUGUCUUAACAUAGGUGUCUCAACUCUAAAGCACAUUAUAAUUAAUAAGGCUAUAGGACCAUCAGUCCUAUAGUCACAGGUUUUAGGCCACAUUCUGAACCGCAGCCUAAAAAAACGCGGCUAUAAGCUAUAGCCACGUUUUUUUGGCAUAUAGCCGCGUUUUUAAAACGCGGCCAGAGGACCUUUUUUUUGUAGUGAUCAUCUUGUUGGACUAGUUACCAGAUGUUAUGCUUUUGCCUAGUCUGGCUUUGUUUUUAAUAAAUUGUUUCUUGUAUGCUUGUAGCUAUGCCAUGAGUCUAUGACUCUGCAUGGUAAACUAAGUGUUGUAUUUUAUGUGUGUACAGCAGUGUACUGUGUAGUCAGUACCAUAUAUUUUAUGUGUGUAUGAUUUUGCCUAGUUUACCUUAUGAUCAUUGUAAGUUGUUUCAAUGUUAAAUUAGUGUUCUUAAUGCUUAUUUCCAUGCAAUGACUAAAAAAAAGUGGUCAAUCGUCUAGAGAAGAAAGGGAAAGGAAAUUUUUGCUGAGUUUCCACUGAUUGUGAGUAAUGGGGAGUCACAAGAACUGUGGUACAAUUAACCAAUCUUUUUAUAAUUUUUUUUUAAAGAAAAAAAAAAAACCUUCUUAUUAAAUAAGAUUUCUACUUAAAAGUAGAAAGAGACAAGACAUGAAGAACUAAAGAAUGGUCUUUGUUAGAAUUGAGAAUGAAUUUAUUGUAUAUUGAUGUGUAUAAAAAUUUAGGUAAAAAUACACAUUUUAGCCGGCUAACUAUGCCCAAAAAUUAUUUUGGUCCUUUAAGUUUGAAUUUGAUCAUUUUAGUCUUGUAAUUUUGCCCAAAAAUUAUUUGUCAUUUAAGUCUCAAGUUUUUGAUCAUGUUAUUCUAGUAACCUUGUCAAAAAUCAUUUUAUUUCUCUAAAGAAUCAUUUAGUCUGGUAACCUUGCCAAAAAUCACCCAAAAUAACCAACUUCAAUCAUAAAGGACUAAAAUGAUUUUUGGACAAAUAAGAAUACAAUAGCUAUGAGUUUUAUAACUCAAUUGGUAAAUUCUGAUGUUUCCAACUGAAAUGUUUAGAGUUCUAAUUCCCUCAAAUCCUUCAUUAUACCUAUUGAAUUGUAAUUUCUUUUAAGUGCAAUAAAAUGGGCUUGUAUGCUAACAAUACUGAAUAUGAAAAUGUUAAAGAAACUUUGGGUAAUUGUAAAAAUCUUUUGUAAAGAUGAACUUUCAGUUUAAUAAAGAAAUGUAGUCAUUGGUAACCUCGAAAAGAUAAAAUUUAUGCUGCUUUGUGAAUCAUAGAUAAGAUGCCAAGUGCAAAAAUUAUUAGAUAACUUUGAAGUAUUCUACAAUAAUUUAGUAUUUUAGGUGCAAAAUCACACCAACUUUAUAUCAGUAACGAAAUUAUCCUUUUUUUUUUUUUAGUCUAUUUAUUGUUUUACACUACCAAACGUACAAUAUGGAAGUUCAUAAAAUGUCCACACCUUCACAUUAAGAAUUCACAUUUUACCCCAUGACAUGAAAGAUUGUGAAAACUGUUAUAUCAUAUAUGUGAAACAGUCAAAACCCUUUCUUCAAUCCCUUUUCUCCAAGCUUUAGGCAGAAAAAUCAAAAUAUCUGAAGUGUUGAGUUGACGUGAGUGAUACGUAGGAAAUACAUAGAUGAAUAAAAGCCAAAACUCAACUCUUGAAAACUUCUUCGUACGUAAGAUAUAUACCAUGACAAUUCAACCCAAAAUCAUUUGUAUAAAUUAAUAUCCAAAUGACGUAAUUGUUUUCAAGUCAUGGCCAUUUUCUAGUCUAUUGCAACUUGCAACCAAAACAAAAAGAUUGCCUUAAUUUCCCACAAGCUGCAAAGUGAUCAUCAAUGGAGAAGCAAGAAGCUAAAAGGCUUGGCCACCGGUUGGUGCUUGUAGUAUAUCCAUUCCAAAGCCACAUAAAUCCCAUGCUUCAACUUGCCACAAUCCUAUACUCCAAGGGCUUUUCAAUCACCAUAGCACACCCUCAAUUCAACUCUCCCAACCAUGAAAAUCAUCUUGAAUGUCACUUUGUAUCAAUACCAGAUGGCUUGUCUAAAACCAAUUUCUCACCUUCCAAUUUCAUGGCCGCGAUAUCGGCUCUUAAUAGUAAUUGUGAAGCUCCAUUUCAGCAAUACAUGGAGGAGAUGAUGAAAGUAGAGGAUCCACAUGAUCAGGUUGCCGGUGUUGUUUAUGAAGGGUUCAUGCACUUUGCUCAAGCUGUGGCUAACAAUUUGAAACUUCCUGGGAUUAAUGUGCGUACAAGUGCAGCUGCCACCUUGCUUUUGUUUGCAGUCUUUCCCGAUGCUCAUCAUGAGAAAGGCUAUAUUUCCUUUCCAGAAAGUCUGUCUCAAGCCCCAGUGCCUGAGCUUCAGUCCCUUGAUCUUAAGGGCAUACUAGGAUCCACAGAAAUCCCAACUCCCAUAUUGGAGCUGAGAGCCACAGUGACAGAUGCAACAAAAAAAGCCUCAGCAAUGAUAGUGAACACGGUGCACUUCCUUGAACAACAAACACUGACAAAGGUUCAAGAACAUUUCCCAUCUCCAGUUUUUUCCUUAGGCCCUUUCCAUAAACUAGCUCCAUCUGCCUCUAGUUCACUGCUGAAGGAAGACACUACUUGCAUUUCCUGGCUUGACAAACAAGCCCCCAAGUCUGUCAUUUAUAUAAGCUUUGGCAGCAUGGUAAGCAUGGAUGAGAAAGAGCUGGUAGAGAUAGCUUGGGGCUUAGCCAACAGUGAGCAACCUUUCUUGUGGGUGGUUAGACCUGGUUCAGUUCGCGGGUUGGAAUGGAUUGAGCUAUUGCCAGAAAGUUUUAAAGAAAGAGUAGAAGGAAGAGGUUGCAUUGUGAAAUGGACACCCCAAAAGGAAGUUUUGGCACAUGGUGCAGUAGGAGGGUUUUGGAGCCAUUGUGGUUGGAAUUCAACACUGGAAAGUGUUUGUGAAGGAGUUCCAAUGCUAUGUCGACCCUAUUUUGGGGACCAAGGUUUGAGUGCAAAAUAUGUGUGUAGUGUAUGGAAGGUAGUCUUGGAAUUGGAGGGUGUUUUGGAGAGAGGGAAAAUAGAAAGAGCUAUAAGAAGACUAAUGGUGGAAACUGAAGGGGUGGAGAUAAGACAGAGAGCAAAGGAUUUAAAGCACAAAGCUGAGCUUUGCCUGAGUGAGGAUGGUUCAACAUACAAUGCCUUGAAUGAAUUGGCACAGCAUAUAUUGCCAUUCGGAUGAGGCCAAAUUGCAACUCAAAUUGAUAUGUAUUAUGUACACUCACAUUUUCUUUUUUAAUUAUUUGCAUAAUGCGGCCUCUUAAGCUUGCAUUUGAAACUAUGAUUGCAGAGUGUGGUAGUAAUUGAUACUUUGAUAACUUCAUGAUCUGAAAAUGCUUAAAGAUACUUCAUGGAUCA